This is a messenger RNA of Ornithorhynchus anatinus (platypus), 6864 nucleotides long. RefSeq names its product ArfGAP with coiled-coil, ankyrin repeat and PH domains 2 (gene ACAP2). NCBI's taxonomy places the organism in Eukaryota, Metazoa, Chordata, Mammalia, Monotremata, Ornithorhynchidae. The record is from RefSeq and is a predicted model, not a curated record. The transcript has 26 exons. Gene Ontology annotation, cellular component: cytoplasm; endosome membrane. The coding region runs from base 47 to 2464 and encodes 805 amino acids. Gene Ontology annotation, molecular function: GTPase activator activity; protein binding.
CGGACCCCCCGCCGGACGCCCCCCUCCCCCCCCGCCCCGGCCCGCCAUGAAGGUGGCGGUGGAUUUCGAGGAGUGUCUGAAGGACUCGCCCCGCUUCAGGGCUGCUCUGGAAGAAGUAGAAGCAGAUGUGGCCGAAUUGGAAUUAAAACUGGACAAGCUUGUGAAAAUGUGUAUCGUGAUGAUUGAUACCGGGAAAGCAUUUUGUGCUGCAAAUAAGCAAUUCAGGAAUGGAAUCCGAGAUCUGGCACAGUAUUCGUGCAAUGAUGCGAUAGUUGAGACAAGCUUGAUAAAGUUUUCUGAAAGUUUUCAAGAAAUGAUCAAUUUUCACACAAUCCUGUUCGACCAGACUCAAAGAUCAAUUAAGGCACAACUUCAGACAUUUAUUAAAGAGGAUCUUAGGAAAUUUAAAGAUGCUAAGAAACAGUUUGAAAAAGUCAGUGAAGAAAAGGAAAAUGCACUAGCCAAAAAUGCACAAGUUCCAAGAAACAAACAGCACGAAGUAGAAGAAGCAACCAAUAUCCUUACUGCAACACGAAAAUGCUUCCGACACAUUGCUCUGGACUAUGUCCUCCAGAUUAACGUUCUUCAAUCAAAGAGACGAUCAGAGAUCUUAAAAUCGAUGUUAUCCUUUAUGUAUGCUCAUCUGGCGUUCUUUCAUCAGGGAUAUGAUCUAUUCAGUGAACUUAGUCCUUACAUGAAGGAUCUUGGUGCGCAGCUGGAUCAACUGGCCGUGGAUGCAGCAAAGGAGAAGAGAGAUAUGGAGCAGAAGCAUUCCACCAUCCAACAAAAGGCUGCACUACAGGAUUUCUCCAGUGAUGAUACUAAGCUAGAAUACAAUGUAGAUGCAGCCAAUGGCAUUGUUAUGGAAGGAUAUCUGUUUAAACGAGCCAGCAAUGCCUUUAAGACUUGGAACAGGAAAAAGUCUGAUCACAUCAGGCGCUGGUUUUCAAUACAGAAUAAUCAGCUGGUGUACCAGAAAAAAUUUAAGGACAACCCCACGGUAGUUGUAGAAGACCUGCGGCUUUGCACGGUUAAGCACUGUGAAGAUAUAGAAAGGCGCUUCUGCUUUGAAGUUGUUUCCCCGACUAAAAGCUGCAUGCUCCAGGCAGAUUCUGAAAAACUGCGCCAGGCAUGGAUCAAGGCCGUUCAAACCAGUAUAGCUACCGCUUAUAGAGAAAAGGGGGAUGAAGCUGAGAAGCUGGAUAAAAAAUCAUCCCCUUCUACGGGAAGCCUCGAGUCUGGCAGUGAGUCAAAAGAGAAGUUAUUGAAAGGAGAGAGUGCUCUGCAGAGGGUUCAGUCGAUUGCCGGCAACGGCAAUUGCUGUGACUGUGGCUUGGCGGACCCCCGGUGGGCCAGCAUCAACCUCGGCAUCACCUUGUGUAUCGAGUGCUCGGGCAUACACCGGAGUCUAGGGGUCCACUUUUCAAAAGUGCGGUCUUUAACACUAGACACCUGGGAGCCAGAACUUCUAAAGCUUAUGUGUGAAUUGGGCAAUGAUGUUAUAAAUAGAGUUUACGAAGCUAAAGUGGAGAAAAUGGGAAUAAAAAAGCCACAGCCCGGACAAAGGCAGGAGAAAGAGGCCUACAUCAGAGCAAAGUAUGUGGAAAGGAAGUUUGUAGACAAAACUUCUACUUCACUGCCUCCAGAUCAAGGGAAAAAAGGUGUUUCCCGAAGUCAUGAGGAAAAAAGGCACAGUAUCUCUAAAACAAUACCAGGUGAUCAAGUCAGGACGCCUGCCAAGAGCUCAGCGGUUGCUGUAAAUAGUGACGAGGCCAGGCGAGAAUCUCUGUUCUGUCCUGAUGAGCUAGACUCACUCUUCUCCUACUUUGAUACCUCUUCAAAACUGCGUAGUAUUAAAAGCAAUGACAGUGGAACGCAGCCUAGUGCCGAUGACGGCAGAGAGCCUCUACCCUCCGUGGCUUCGGCCAAUAGUUUGUGCGAACCAGGACUACGACUGUAUCGAGCGGCAUUUGAAAAAAACCUUCCGGUUAUGGCAGAGGCUUUGGCUCACGGAGCAGAUGUGAACUGGGCGAAUCCCGAAGAAAACAAAGCAACAUCACUUAUUCAGGCUGUUUUGGGGGGUUCUCUGGUUACCUGUGAGUUCCUCCUGCAGAACGGGGCCAGCGUGAACCAAAGAGAUGUGAAAGGAAGAGGGCCGUUACACCACGCCACGGUCCUGGGCCACACAGGGCAAGUAUGUUUAUUCCUGAAACGAGGUGCAAAUCAACACGCCACUGACGAGGAGGGCAAAGACCCACUGAGCAUAGCGGUGGAAGCUGCCAAUGCCGAUAUCGUAACGCUGUUACGUUUAGCAAGAAUGAAUGAAGAAAUGCGGGAAUCCGAAGGACUUUAUGGACAGCCAGGAGAUGAAACUUACCAGGACAUUUUUCGUGAUUUUUCCCAAAUGGCAUCUAAUAAUCCAGAGAAACUAAACCGUUUCCAGCAAGAUUCACAGAAAUUCUGAGUGUCUUGUAAGAAGGGCAAAAAUUAAAUUGGGCAUCCCUGACACUUAAAGCUGAAAAUUCAUAUAUAUAUAUAUAUAUAUAUAUAUAUAUAUUAAAUGUAUUCAAUAUUGCUAAAUACGGAAUGGUUUAGGCGGAAGUGGAGAAGUGGCAAGUGUUGGCUCUGGAGCGGGAAAACAACAGCCAAAGGUUUUUGUGGUCUUCUGUGGGCACAGCUCACCGAUUUGGAAAAGAUUCUUUUGUGGAUGUAUUUAAAUGGGGUUACUUUGGGCCACAAGGGGCUAUUCCCUACUAAAAAUGGGUAUAAGGAAAACUUCUGCACUCCUAUCUUAGUAUUUUUCCAAGCGUUUUAGCUCCCCGCCCCCAAUCCUUCACCUUCACAGUGUCCUGGAGCCUAAACGUCUCACCCCUAUUUCCAAAGUCAUCUUGAUCUUCAUUGCAGAGUUUGAUUGGAACAUGUAGGAAACAGGGGAAGCCGCGAGUCCCUUUAACAUACAAAAGGAGGUGAUUUCCAUUUGGCAAAGUGUUUUUUGCCGCUCCCACCCCCCACCAUUGUAGGUCUGUACCCUGACGGGAUUGUGUUUAGUUUCCUUGUUUUUCACUGAGCUGUUUUUUGACAGAGAUUCCACUAAAAUGCAGGCACAUAAGGCCACUCACUGCUGGGCAGUGCUGGUUUGUCCUUCGCAGAAUUCUCAGGACACAAAAUGCUAAUGUUCCCUUCUUUCCUUUUUUAUUCUUUUUACCACCAAACUCCUGGAACUCACCGUUAUUAAAAAACCUGAGAUUCACUUGUUGUGGUACAUUUCUCUUGGACUCACAUAAUUACAAGCAUCACUAUCAAAGGCGAAUUUGAUGACUAGAAAAUAAAAUUGCAGGCUGGGGAUGAAUUUGAAGUUUGACUUGUGGAGAUUUUUUUUAAAAUUCUCUAUGGAAAGAAAAAAACAAUUCUCUGAUUUUGUUUGGGAGAAAUCCUUGAUGAUACUUUCUAAUAACCUACGGUAAAUAAUUGCUACCUGUAGUAGUGCAAAAUAAAUUUUCCAAUUUUUUUUAUAUAUUCAGCAUGUGUGCUCAUGAACACCAUAUACGUUCAUAGGAAGUACAGGUGUAUUCACUUCUGCACACUAUUUUGACCAUAUAUAUGCAUGUGUAUAUAUGUGCGCACAUAUACAUGGGUAGUUGCCAUUUCAAUUUUCUAAAAAUAAAAGACCUUAGUAAUGACCUUUUGUUUAGUGCAGAAAUGUACAUUCCUGUGCAGUUCUUUUUGUUGUAUACCUUGACAGAAGUGUAAAUUGCUGGUCAGCAACCAUUUUCAGAUUCUUUAUGUUUCUGUGGUAUAGUCACAUGUCUCCAAUACAGCCUUUCUUACUGUCAGUAGGAAUGUACUACAAUGUAUAUUUUCUGAAGCCUAGCCUCCAAAAAAAGAGAAUCUGAGAAAUUGCUUUAAGUAGACCUUCAUUGGUUGGAUUAUAUUCCAAUUACUCUAAAUUUCAAGAAGCUGUAUCUAAAUAUCCCCCAUAACCUUAAGAAUAAAUUACAAUCCAGUUGAAAAAGACGUAAUAAAAUCCACACCACUAAGCUAUUCCCUAAUUUCUUUUUUUUUAAAAAAAUGCCUAAUUUAUACAGUGCUUAUUAUAGUUGUAAUCACUAUAUUUGUCCUAUGCCUACUGCUGCAGUAGGCAUUUUAUAUUGUAAACCUUUUGUUAGAAGUUGAUCCCUACCAUUAUGUUUUGUAUUCCUUUAGACUUGAAUCAUUUCCUAGGCCACAUAACACAUAGGCCAUCUGUCGUAUCUUAUUAUAAAACAACUUGAGUUUAAAGAAUGAAUGUUGUCGCUUAAACAGCUCUUAGCUCUCAGCAUCGUGGGAUUUUCUGAUUUGAGAUAGAGUAUUAGUUACGGGAAAACUCAGAUGAGUAAAUUGUCCUUCGAAGCUAACCAUGGUGUGAAUCUGACUAAAAUCUCAAGGGGAGGAAGUGAAAUACUGCUUCUGUUUCCAAUUUCGAAAAUCUUCCAAGACUGAGACAAAGACAAAACUGUUACACUCCAAGAAUCCCCAUUCUCCGUCAUCUUUAGACCCGUCGAAGCCCUUAUCGGAUUUAGGAAAGACUGAACAGCAACGAUUUCCUUUUUGGAGUAGCACUCUGAUUCUGUGUUUCUCCGUGACGGCAAGAAAACCGAUCCUUCCUACUACGCUCCCAUCUUCUACUGCUUGGGGAUUGAGGCCAGUUCGUUAGUUUGAAUUUUUCUAUUUCACUAUGCCUGAAGUGGAUUUUUUAAACUCCUAGCUCUAAAUAUUUUCAGGGGAAACCAAGCGUUUUAACAACUUGGGGAAGAGCUGUCCUAUCUGAAGUACGCAAGUCUGGAGCUUGCUGCCUCUUGGGGUUAUUGAGAAUUCCAGGAAUGUACAUCCAAAUAGCAGUCCCAAAAAACUUUGUUUGGCUGGGCAGAAGCCAAUCCAGAGCGCACUAGUGAAAGGCAAGUACUAGGUUGAUUGGAAAUAGCAAGUAGCUUGGCUCUUACAAUAUUUUUAUUGCCAAAUAAGUGCCAAACUUUCAUCAGUUUCGGCUAGUUUCACGUUCUGAGAUGAGAUGAAUCCUAAUAAAGUGUUCUACAGUAAUAUAUUUGAGCUUCUAUGAUCCUUUAAACCAUUUGGUCAACCAUUUGGUCCUGGUAAAGAUAAAGGGGUCUCGUGUUCAAAAAGCAAAUAGGCCUGGGUCCACUGAGGGGCGAAUAAUCUUUGCAUUGCUUCCCUGGUGAUAUUGUGUAGUCUUCUUCACUGCCUGACCAUACUGUAUUUGAAAAUGUUAGCACCCAUCAAAUUUAGCCCAAAUAUAGUGGGGAAAUAUACAGCAUACUGAAAUAUGAAGUGACCUGGCUGUACCGAAACAGAAAAAGGCAAUUCCUUUUUUACUGCCACUCACCCAGGCUACACAUUAAAUGGUUUUACUGGUUCAUUAGUCUCUUGUAGGACCGCCCUAAUUAUUUUCAAGUAUCUAUUAUUACCGUCGGUUGGACGCUUGUCGUUUAGGUUCUUCCAGCACUAGCGUUCGACUAACCGAUGAAAUGAAAUCUUUCUUGCCUGAAAAGUGAUUGGAUUCUGCUGACUUGUUUGAGUUCUCCAAGUUGGACAUAUAUCUGGAAGUUGUUUCUGUGCUUCUCGAGUGGAUCUUGAAACCUUCCUUUAAUUUUAUAGCCUGGACGGUGAGCGAUUCAUGAUAUAGAUUAAAUCGUCAAGAUGUAGGCUUUCACAAAUAGCAAAAUCUUUUAUAUUUUAAAUGAGAUGGUUCCAGUAGAUCAAGUCACUGAAAUACUGCUUAGGUUUUCAUUCCAAACAAUCUCCUUUCUGUUUUGGAACACAAAUCAUUCCCAUAGCACUGCUGCAUAGAGAAGAUGUGACUCUUAGGCACAAUACCUUGUGAGAACAGUGAUGAGAACCAUAAAAGUACAUAAUAUCCUUUUUACAUUUGCUUGAAUGUUGAAAAAUAUUUUCAAGUAUUUAUUGCCUUCAGUCGCUAACUUGUACUUUAAUGAGAAAAUAUCUCUGAGCUAUGGAGAACAUGAGAAAGGACAUAGAAUUUUUUUUUUUAAAGACAUGGCUCUGUGACAGGUGUAUAAACCCUUUGGCAGUAUUCAUUAGAAUUAAACAUUUAACAGAAGGGAAAUUUCAAAACUCCAAUUUGCACCUUUGGCUUAUUUUAAAAUCAACCAAAAAUGACUGUGUUUGAAUUUCAUAUCUGCUUGGCGUACAAAUAUGUUGUUUGCGUACCUUUCUUUCGUUUUACAGAAACCCUUUUUUGAAGGGAUACCCAGGGGCUUAAAGUUUGAUGUAAGAAAUGUAUGAACUUUCUGUGGCUUUUCUCUGUCAUAGUGUAUUAUGACGCUCUUUUGUGUUUUUCCAGUCUUUCCUUCGGAGGACGGUUGACUGCUCAGAAAAUAAAUCGAAAUCCCACUGGGUUGUUUUGUUAAACUGGUUGGUAUACCACGUGAUAAAAAUGACUAGCAGGAGAGCUGCUGGGAAUUCACACCCUUCUCAAGGGUGGAUGUAAACAAACUACUUAAUAUUAAAGCUUGAGUUGGUCUCCGUUCUUUGCGAUUAUCUAGAUCAUUCCAGCCUUAAAUGCUUAUUGCAGUUUUUUACUCCCUGAAGGAAUACUGUAAAGUAUGUGUAACUAAUUUUCUUUUCAUUUACUUUUAUUAGUCCAUAGAAGAGAAGAAGAUUUGUAUCAUCUAAAACUUGAAUGUAGUUUUCCUGUAGCUCAUUGUAAAUGGGAAAAAAAAUACAUUAUCUUUAUAGUUACUUUAAAAUGUACAUUAUGUAAGAAUUGUAAAUAUACUUGAUUAAAGACUUCAUAUGCUGCAAAGUGGUGGUGAUAUCGGAGGCAAUAAAAAUCUUACCUACAGUUAA